Messenger RNA from Manis javanica (Malayan pangolin), 934 nucleotides. The record is from RefSeq and is a predicted model, not a curated record. Lineage: Eukaryota; Metazoa; Chordata; Mammalia; Pholidota; Manidae.
CUGGAAGAAGAAAUAGCCAGACUUGAAAGGAAAAAUGAGACCCUGGUGCACGGUAUAAGAGAACUUCAAAAAAAGCUUACAAGGAAAUCGCAAAAGGCAACCAAGUGUGAACAAGGCCAUCUAAAGGGAGCACUAGAAGAGUCAAAGGUUAAGUUACAACAGCUGGAAGCUUCCUGUGCUGACCAAGAGAAGGAACUGGCCAAGAUAAUGGAAGACUAUGCACAUGUGGCCCAGCUCUGCAAAGAUCAGGUCUUCUGCAUUAAGAAGUACCAGGAAACUUGGAGGAAAAUAGAAGAAGAAGCAGAGACUCGGCUCCUUGAGAGAGAAGUAUCAAAAGUCUUGAGCAUGAACUCUGCAAAAAAAUACAACAGCCAAAAUAAUAAGGACAAUUCUCUCCAAAAGAAGGGAAUAUGGCUCUGUAAAAGGAUUUUUCAGUUUCUCUUUUUCAUCACCCUAUUUUUCAUCACACUGCUGGGCUACUUGUUUUUCCACAUAAGCUUCAUAAAUCCAGAUCUCCUAAUCGACAUACUACCCAAGAUACUGAACAGGAGCACCUUGUGGAGGCUAAGAAGCUUCCUCUCUGCAUCUCUCACACUUCGGACUGAGGACUUGUUGCCCCACUAAUCCCCAAAAAACAUCCUUGGAAAAAGAAGGCAAGUGGUACCUGACUGUGUACACUAGGAGAUGGUGGAACUUGUAGAGGGAAGAUGUUUUCUUCAGUUUUUCCCUUGAGGUUUGCCUACGGAUUACCUUUCCUCCCAUGUUGCCUUUCCAAGAUCGACCUUGCCCAGUAAACAGCUCUGUCAAUAGAUUUCAGUGGCUAUAGGAUAAGCUAAAUAGUAUGAAAUAGUAAACAAAGUAGACCAUUUUCAGAAUAAUGUCACCGAUGCUAAACAAAGUUAGAGUCCAUCAAUACUUCUAGUUAAUCUUAAAA